Molecule: messenger RNA, 2265 nt
Organism: Fusarium fujikuroi IMI 58289
Lineage: Eukaryota; Fungi; Ascomycota; Sordariomycetes; Hypocreales; Nectriaceae
Product: related to beta-N-hexosaminidase
Exons: 1
Coding region: 1-2265 (754 amino acids)
Biological process (GO): carbohydrate metabolic process
Molecular function (GO): beta-N-acetylhexosaminidase activity
Source: RefSeq, a predicted model, not a curated record
AUGUUGAAGGAAUAUCCGGUCGCAGGUAUUCUGCUUGCUUCGCCUCUGCUGGCUGUAGCACAAGACCUCAUUCCUCCGAUUCUGGAAAAAGCUGAUUCGUUUGUGGAAGAGACUUGGUCUGUUGAUUCAAGUUCAAAGGUCAUUUACAUCGAUAAGAAGUUUGCAUCUGUGUCAGAUAAAGAUGGUCUGACUUUGAUUCCGCCUACCGCCCAUGAGUUCGCGACAACCUUUCAAGAUGAUCUUGCCAAGAUCACAGGAUCCAAUUGGACGCUGAAGCGCGUCGAGUCGCUUCCUACCAAUGUCAGUGGAAUUUCACUCGGCUCCUACACUGGGGAGUCUUCUGAUCUCACAUACGAGAACGGAAAAUCAACAUCAGAAGGCUACGAGAUCAUCAUCAACUCCAAUCGCGUAUUCAUCGGUGGAUCAGGCGCUCGAGGAAUGUGGUGGGGAACCAGAACCUUUCUUCAACUCCUCCUCGCUGGCAACGGAUCGAUCACGAGUCCUCUUGGCCGAGAUGCCCCGGCCUAUCCUACCAGAGGAUACAUGCUUGAUGCAGGGAGAAAAUGGUACUCAAAAGACUUUCUGAAAGAGCUGUGCAGCUAUGCUUCGUUCUUCAAGAUGAAUGAGUUUCACUAUCAUCUUAGUGAUAACUAUCCGCUGAACCGUGGCAAGAAUGAUAGUUGGAGGGAUGUCUACUCUCACUUUUCGCUGUUGCCGGAGGAUAAAUCGCUACGGGGUAUUCUUCAUGGGCGCGAGAACGAGACGUUAUCGAAAGAUGAUUUCGCAGAACUUCAGAGCCACUGCGCUUCCCGAGGAGUGACUGUCAUUCCGGAGAUUGAGGCACCGGGCCAUUCUCUAUACCUCACUAAGUGGAAACCGGAGCUUGGCCUGGCCAAGAAGGAUUUGCUCAACUUGACGCAUCUUGACACCUUACCAACGGUACAGAGUAUCUGGAAAGAGUUUCUCCCAUGGUUCAAGACUAAAGAAGUCCAUAUUGGUGCUGAUGAAUAUGACGCCGAACUUGCCGAUGACUACAUCACCUUCGUCAACAAAAUGAGCCGUUUCAUAAACUCCACGUCCAACAAGAGAAGUCGAAUCUGGGGUACUCACGAACCAUCGAAACGAAACCAAACCAUCGAUAAAAGUGUCAUCAUACAGCACUGGCAGUACGGCCAAUCCGACCCUGUACAACUCGUCAAAGAUGACUACGAUGUCAUCAACUCAGAAGACUGGUGGGCCUACACAAGUCUAAAAAAUGACCACAUGCCUAUCCUCCCAGCGCGCUACCCGCAGUUCUUUAACGAGAGUCGUGUUUUCAACUUUGCGGAUAAGGAGGAGUGGCAGUGGACGCCUGCUGAUUUCAACCCUGUGAAUACGAGUCUCCAGCUGAAGAGCGAUGAGAAGAGGUUGAGGGGUGCGACGUUGGCUGCUUGGAAUGAUAACGGCCCUGAUGCGACUACUCAACUUGAGGCGUAUUACUCCAUGAGGAGGGGUAUUGCGUUGGUAGGAGGGAGGGCGUGGAGUGGAAGUCGAGGACCGAAGUUGCUGGAGGAGAUGAGUGAUAGCAGUGUUGACUUUUACUCUCCGCGGGCUCCAGAUCAGAAUCUGGAUAGGGUGCUUUCUCUCGGGGGUAAUGGUACCUUGAUAUCGUGGACUCGUUCAGAUGGUGAUGGAAAUGAAGUUCGCCUUGGUCAUGGGAGCAAGGGGAUGAACUACACCCUCACACUCUCCAUCACAGGCCCGUUCACCCUCUCCAGUCCCGAUAAUGUCCUUUCUCUCGAUAAGGAUGGAAAUAUGGUCGCCACCGCUGAUGGAUGGGAAUACCCCCUUCGCAAAGUCACUAAAAACGACGCACUCGAUCUUGACCCUGGAGCUCCAGGUCGUAUCUGGGUCAACACUUCAUCCACGCACAAGCCUGUCAAACUCUCUAUCCCAACCAACAUCACUCUGGUGACGGACGUCCUGCAUGGAACGGUUGUGUUCAGCAAUGGUGAAGUGGUAGGAAGAUUUGAGGUCUUUGUGUAUGGCGGGAGGAAUACGCAGUUUAGUUGGAGUCAGAUGGCGUUUGUUGCGCCGCUGGAUAAGAUUGAGGGCGGUUUGGAACGUUUGAAACUGGCUGGAUCUUCUAACUUUACGGAAGCAGGUGGAACGGGUGGGAAAGAGAGUGCUGAUGUUCCGAAGGGGAAUGACACUGUUCGGUGUUCCGUUUCUUUGGCGAUCACGGUAGGGUUAGUCGUGGGAGGCUUGUUACUCGUAUCCUUGUGA